GCUUAAUUUUCUCCGAGCAUGAUGGGAACGUGGGCCCCAAUAACUGCGGCUUCCCGUGUUAUCUGCCACCGGUGUUGUCCGCACUACAAACAUGAGUGGGUGAAAAUAAAGGGUUUAUCACUGAAGAGGCGCCGUCUCUGUUCUCCUCCCCUUCACCCUCUCUCUUGUGUCCCUCUCUUCUCGGUGUCUUUCGUCCCUCUCUUCGCUCCUGGUUCAAGUCAUAGACGCCUUCACUGGUCACCACCACUGUACCCUCUUUUCCAAAAUUUUGGCCGUCGUACCACCUUACGAACACAUUCUUUACGCGCCCUCUGCUCAAGCCACGGACCCCGAAUUCGUCGCCCAAGCAUAGGACGCCACCUUUAAUUCUGUGCCUAGAGUUUUGCCGUCUGAGCAUUCUUUUCGUACUCAAUCGCGGGGAAAACACGCGAUUUCUUGCCCGUUACCAACGUAUCUGCCAAUUUCGGGCACUCGCAUAAGCCGCGGUGCCUGUUUCUUAGAGGCACUUGAUACGCGUCAAUCCUUUGCAGGACUCAUCCCUUGAUAAACGCGCCGAAAAAACAACAAUCCAACCUCGACUCUGCAGUAUCUGAAGAAAAUGCGCUUUGGCUCUCUUCUCUACUCCUGGCUCGGGUUAUCGACUCCAGGCAGUUCGGCGCCUAGCACGUCCCUCGCCGUCUUCUCCUCCAAUGCCUCGUCUUCCCACCAUCUCCAGACCCGCGGUGUUACGUGGAACAAUCUUGGAUGUGUCACCGAUGGCCCUGCUCGCGCCCUAACGGGCGAUUACACAACCUCCCCUUCGAUGAGUGUGGAGUACUGCCAGUCUUACUGCUUCAGCUCGGGCUACCUCUUUGCCGGAACGGAAUUCGGUAAUGAGUGCUACUGUGGUAACACGGUCUCGAACGGGCUCGGAGUGUCCACGUCUUCAAGUAGUUGCAGCGUGGCCUGCGCUGGGAACUCUGGCGAGACCUGCGGUGGCAAUAGUGCCUUAAAUCUGUAUCAAGCUUCCAUGGGUUCCUCCGGCUCUACCUCAAAAUGGGUUUCCCUUGGCUGUUAUACCGAUGCGAGCAGCCGUGCUCUCAAUGCCGAAUACGCGGACUCCCUGUCAAUGACGAUGGAAUGGUGCCAAAAUUACUGUCUGUCAUACGGGUACACGUAUGCCGGGGUGGAGUACGCCGAAGAGUGCAUGUGCGGUAGCUCCAUCACUACAGGCUCCGGCCAGGGUGUGCUCGCCACCGAUGGAAGGUGUAACAUGGGCUGCUUGGGCAAUACCGCCGAGGAGUGUGGCGGCACAUGGGCAAUCAACAUCUGGCAGUAUCAGACGGUCACACAAUCCAGCGGUUGGACGUCCCUCGGAUGUUACGUCGACGCCAGCAACCGAGCACUUAACGCUAUGUAUGCCGACUCGCUGUCCAUGACCAAGGAAUGGUGCCAGAACUACUGCCUUUCCAGCGGUUUCAUCUACGCGGGCGUCGAGUACGCAGAAGAGUGCAUGUGUGGUAACUCGAUCACCACCGGGUCCGGCCAAGGUGUGCUUGCUACCGAUGGGCGGUGUAACAUCGGCUGCUUAGGUAAUGCCGGAGAGCAAUGUGGUGGUACCUGGGGCAUCAACAUCUGGGUAUAUGGCGACGUUUCGACUUCUAGCUCUACUGCUACAACAGUCACCACGACUGCCACAUCAACGACCUCUACGACCACUGCGCCCAGCACGACCACGACCAGCAGUUUUGCCACCCCGACAUUUGCCGGGUGGACGUCUCUUGGCUGCUAUGUCGAUGCAAGCAACCGUGCCCUCAACAGCGAAUAUGCCGACUCGCUCCAAAUGACGCUCGAGAUAUGUCAGAGCUAUUGUUUAUCCAAUGGGUACAGCUACGCUGGCGUUGAAUAUGCGGAGGAGUGUAUGUGCGGCAGUUCCAUCCAAACCGGCUCCGGUCAGGGUGUACUUGCCACGGACGGGAGGUGCAACAUGGGAUGCAAGGGCAAUCCUACCGAACAAUGCGGCGGCACUUGGGGCAUCAAUAUCUGGAAGUAUACGGGAACGACGUCCACAUCCCCCUCAACCGCAACCCCGACUCCGAGUGGUGGUUCCAACCCAGCUUGGGUCAGUCUGGGCUGCCGAGUAGAUGUCAGUGCCCGAGCUCUCAGUGCCACUUCAACUUCGUCGUCGUCGAUGACGGUCAAGACUUGCCAGAACUGGUGCGCAAGCCAAGGUUACCUGAUGGCUGGUGUCGAGAAUGGGAACGAGUGCUACUGUGGCAACGACUUCACCAACAAUGGUGGCGGACAAGCCGCUUCUAGCGAUUGCAGUACACCUUGCGCCGGCAGCUCGACCGAGAUCUGCGGUGGCGGUUGGAGAUUGAGCGUGUAUACCCUGUCUACGGCUGCCUCGGUCACUUCUGUGGCAUCAAGCACAACCACAACAAGCACAACAUCAACCACGUCUUCCUCUACUGCUACUCCUUCUCUCACCACUGGUUUGACAACCAACAAGGUGGUCAUUGCUCACCACAUGGUUGGGAACACGUUCCCCUACAGCCAAUCAAGCUGGGCAGCCGACAUUGCCCUAGCUCAGUCCAGCGGCAUUGAUGCUUUUGCACUUAACUACGGCUCCGACUACUGGGAACCUGGCCAGUUGAGUUCUGCGUAUGCGGCCGCCGUGGGUACAGGGUUCAAGCUGUUCCUGUCGGCCGACAUGACCGCCCUCCCCGGUGGAUCGGAUGGAGAUGCUCAGAAUCUUGCCAAUCAGGUUCGACAGUUCGCUGGUCACCCCAACCAACUCUAUUAUAACGGAGGCCUGGUAUUCAGCACCUUUUCUGGGGAGACUACAACUUUCGGACAGGGAAGUGUUCAAGCUGGAUGGCAAGAUGUACUCAACAAGAUAGGAGUUCAAGUCACUUUUAUGCCUUCGUUCUUCGUCGACCCAAGUACCUUCGGGAAUUACCCCUUCGUGAGUGGCGCAUUCAACUGGAAUGGCGGGUGGCCGUCGGGCGACUCAGAUGUCACCUAUGGUACUGAUCAGCAAUGGAUCAAUGGCCUGAAUGGGAAACUUUACAUGGCUGCUGUCUCCCCCAACUUCUUCACCCACUACAGCUAUAAAAAUUUCCUGUACAAGAACGACGAUAACCUGUUUGCAACUCGCUGGGAGAUGCUUAUCGCCAACCGCAACCAAAUCGCCAUGACCGAAAUUAUAAGCUGGAACGACUAUGGUGAGUCACACUACGUAGGGCCCAUCGAAGGUGCCAUGCCCGACGGUACAACAUGGGUGAAUGGAUUUCCCCACACGGCGUGGCUUGAUAUGAACAACUACUACUCGUUCGCCUUCAAGUAUGGUUUCUACCCCACUUUCACCAACGACAAGGUCUAUAUCUAUGGACGUCCGCAUCCAGCUGGCGCAUCGGCGUGUUGUGAUGGCAUUGGUCAGCCAAACGGGUACAACUGGGAAGAGGACAAUUUUUACGUCGUGGUUUUUGCUACAUCCUCCGCGUCUCUCGUUCUCUCUACGCCACCUUCUGGGUCUGGGGCGUCCCCUACAAGUGGCAAUGCCAACCCCACCACCGUCAAUGUCAACGUCGGCAUCAACAAGUUCAGUCAUUCUCUCGCCGUAGGCUCGGGCAUGCGUGCUACCCUCUACCGGAAUAACGUACAGGUGAUCGAUGUCAACCCCAGUGAUUACACUUUUAUCAGCAACCCUCAAACUCUGAAUUACAAUGUCUACGUGGCAAUAGGCUCGUCAUAA
Molecule: messenger RNA, 3736 nt
Organism: Dacryopinax primogenitus
Lineage: Eukaryota; Fungi; Basidiomycota; Dacrymycetes; Dacrymycetales; Dacrymycetaceae
Exons: 3
Coding region: 599-3736 (1045 amino acids)
Molecular function (GO): glucan endo-1,3-alpha-glucosidase activity
Source: RefSeq, a predicted model, not a curated record